CGUCCUGGGGAUUGUACUCGGAGACUGGAACGGAGCAUUUUCACCGUCUCGUCCUGCACAGUUGAGAGAAAACUCUCAUCAGCUGACUGGGUUUUUGUGCCAUUUUUAAAGUGCGGAUCCAUUUGCACCGACGCACUCGACCAGGGAACCGGUGCGAAGGUCCGUGCGUAAAGACACUCGUUCUCCAAAUCGCUUUUACGCACCGGAGCCGAGAGAGAGACUGAGUAUCAGCUGUUUUCUGUGCACUUCUCUCAGACUCAUCCUGGAAAGAUAAAGUGACUUUCAGAGGCUGUCUUCCUCUCGUGAGAGCCCUCAGAACUCACCCGUUUCACGCGUAAUUUUGGCAACGAACAGUUUUGCGUAUGAAUCUCCUCGACCCUUACCUGAAGAUGACGGAGGAACAAGACAAGUGUAUCUCUGAUGCCCCGAGCCCGAGCAUGUCCGAGGACUCCGCGGGCUCCCCGUGCCCGUCCGGCUCGGGCUCCGACACCGAGAACACCCGGCCGUCGGAGAACGGGCUGCUCCGGGCGGACGGGACCCUGCUCGAGUUCAAGAAGGACGAGGAAGAUAAGUUCCCCGCAUGCAUCCGCGAAGCCGUGUCCCAGGUGCUCAAGGGCUACGACUGGACUCUGGUGCCCAUGCCGGUGCGCGUUAACGGAUCUAAUAAGAACAAGCCUCACGUUAAGAGACCGAUGAAUGCCUUCAUGGUUUGGGCUCAGGCUGCGCGCAGGAAGCUGGCGGAUCAGUACCCACACCUGCAUAACGCGGAGCUCAGCAAAACUCUCGGGAAACUGUGGAGACUUCUCAACGAAGGCGAGAAGCGGCCGUUUGUGGAGGAAGCUGAGCGGCUCCGGGUGCAGCACAAGAAGGAUCACCCGGACUACAAGUACCAGCCCCGGCGGAGGAAGUCGGUCAAGAACGGACAGAGCGAGCCGGAGGACGGCAGCGAGCAGACGCACAUUUCUCCUACUGCCAUCUUCAAAGCUCUGCAGCAGGCGGACUCCCCGGCCUCCAGCAUGGGAGAGGUGCACUCUCCGGGUGAACACUCAGGCUCCCAGGGGCCCCCUACCCCUCCAACCACCCCAAAGACAGAUGUCAGCUCGGUCAAGAUGGACCUAAAGCGUGAAGGGGGCAUCCGCUCUCUGUCCGAAGGCCCCGGCGGGCGCCAGCUCAACAUCGACUUCCGCGACGUGGACAUCGGUGAGCUCAGCAGCGAUGUCAUCUCCCACAUCGAGACCUUUGACGUCAACGAGUUUGACCAGUACCUCCCGCCUAAUGGCCACCCGGGCCUCCCUGGCAACGCCACGCCGGUCAGCUACACCGGCAGCUACAGCAUCAGCAGUGGCGCCCCUGUCAGCCCGCAGGCGGGAGGUGCCGCAGCCUGGCUGGUCAAAAGCCAGAACCAGCAGGGACAGCAGCACACCCUGACCAGCGGCGGCUCAGAGGCAGCUCAGGCCCAGCAAAGGACCCAGAUCAAGACGGAGCAGCUGAGUCCGAGCCACUACAGCGAGCAGCAGGGCUCCCCGCAGCACAUCACCUACAGCCCCUUCAACCUGCAGCACUACAGCCCCCCCUCCUCCUCCUACCCGGCCAUCUCCCGGGCGCAGCAGUACGACUACGCCGACCACCAGGGGGGCGGCACCGCGGCCUCCUACUACAGCCACGCGGGGGCUGGGCAGGGCUCGGGGCUGUACUCGACUUUCAGCUACAUGGGCAGCCCCAGCCAGAGGCCCAUGUACACGCCCAUCGCCGACAACACAGGAGUGCCCUCCAUCCCGCAGAGCAGCCCGCAGCACUGGGAGCAGGCUCCGGUUUACACCCAGCUCACCAGACCAUGAGCCGCCCGGCAGACUGAGAGACAACACACAGACACAGACACACACACAAACACACAAACACACCCAAUGAGAUGUACAGCCACACACAUCCGAUCAAAACACACAAACUCACAUUCCAAAAACACUUUACUCCAGGGAGAGUUCUUCCCUUGAAUCAGACACUUGAAUUCAACGCAGAGGAGAGCUGGACUUGUGAUUGGCUCACAUCGUGCCUUGCUAUUGUACCAUGAUAGAAACUAUAAAUAUAUAUAUUUUUAGAGAGAUGGAGAGACUUAAGAAAAUCCUCUGUGAGGACUUAUUGAUUGUCGAUAUUUCCGUAGGUACUGUUUAUGUUUCUUUUCUCUUUUUUUUUCUUUUCUUCAUACGCUGGCAGUUUGUAACCCAUGGGGGUGGAGGGAGGGGAGGGGGUUGGGUAAUUAUUUGUACCUGUAGAUAGAAAAACCAAAAAGCUUUAUAUUUUUCAAACCAGGUCAGUGGCGACACUCCUACACGCAGGUGGUGAGGCGUCUGGUUUUUCCGUUUGAUCUCAUACGACGGCUUCUGUACGUUCUGUUGUCGUUUUUUCUUUUUUUCCCGGUGCCGUUCAGCAAGUAUGGUUUGCAUUUAAGCUGUUAAUGCUGUCAAAUUAAUUUUUUUCUUCCUUCUCAAGUAAUGUGUCAUGAUCAUUGAAAAAAGCUGUUGGCAAUGCAGAGAAAGAGAGACGGACUCUGUUUCACAACGCUGUGUUGUCCUGUCAGGGGGAGACUGCGGCCCCCCCCCUUCCAACCCUCCGUGCCUUGGAUUUUACAUUUUCUCAAACUUUUUAUAAAUGUGCGAGUGUUUGCGUGUGUGUGUGUGUGUGUGUGCCACAGCUGAGAUUACACUUACCGUCUAACGGCGUGUGUUUGACAGCUACAGGAAGUCACCUUUGACCCCUCGGGUCUCCCCCCCCCCCUGCAGUCUCCCACCACGCUGGUGUCCUCAACCUCCUCCUCCCCCCGCCCAGGUCAAAGUCUCGUUUUUCAAACUUUAUUUAUUUAUUAGCUUUAAUUUUAUUUCAAAGUAAUUAUUUUGCAUACUAUUCUUAUAACUAAUGAAUUGUUCUCUUUGCGGUGUAGACGGCAUAUAAUUUCCCCUUAUUUUUAAAUUUAGAUUUUCAACCCAGGGGGUACUUAGAGAGAAGAAAAAAGGUACACGCUGUAAUCGUCUUUUAUUUUUGGUUUAUUUAUCUUAUCUAAAUGUCUAUUUUAAGUAUGUAUUUGUGUUUUUCUGAGGGUCCGGGGUGGGCUAUCUUACGAAAACGUGUACGAUUUAUUUGUUAUUUGUGAAUUUCUUUGAGUUUGACUUUAAACUAUGGCUGAAAGAACUGGAAAACGCUCCGUUUUUUUUCCUCCUGUCAGGCCUUUUUUGUUUGUGCGAUCACCAGAGGGACCAUCCCUUUUCUUUCUGCUCUGCAAGCUCCAUUUCCUUUUCUCUCAAUAUCAAAGAACCCGAGGAUCCCAAUACGCCUCCUCCCCCAUCCCGCCAUGUAUUUGUACUGUCUUCAAAGAAUCUUUUGUAUAUGUAUUUGCAAUAAAAAAGGAAAAUGCUAUUAAAAACAAAAACAAGA
Hippoglossus stenolepis (Pacific halibut) is the source of this 3426-nucleotide messenger RNA. It is a transcript of the gene sox9a, whose product is annotated as SRY-box transcription factor 9a. The record is from RefSeq and is a predicted model, not a curated record. Gene Ontology annotation, biological process: morphogenesis of an epithelium; negative regulation of transcription by RNA polymerase II; heart development. Gene Ontology annotation, molecular function: RNA polymerase II cis-regulatory region sequence-specific DNA binding; DNA-binding transcription factor activity, RNA polymerase II-specific. Gene Ontology annotation, cellular component: nucleus. The transcript has 3 exons. The coding region runs from base 363 to 1838 and encodes 491 amino acids. NCBI's taxonomy places the organism in Eukaryota, Metazoa, Chordata, Actinopteri, Pleuronectiformes, Pleuronectidae.